This is a messenger RNA of Cajanus cajan (pigeon pea), 1391 nucleotides long. Its product is annotated as 2-oxoglutarate (2OG) and Fe(II)-dependent oxygenase superfamily protein. Lineage: Eukaryota; Viridiplantae; Streptophyta; Magnoliopsida; Fabales; Fabaceae. The record is from RefSeq and is a predicted model, not a curated record.
GCCACUCUCAUUCCAUUAUCCAAUGGAAGUAAGCGACGAAGGGAACGUGACGAGGGUGCAAUCUCUCGCCCAAUCGGGUCUCUCCCGGGUCCCGCCCCAAUACAUCCAACCACCGCAAACCCGACCCGUUCGCCAACCCGACCCGACACAGACCCUUCCAGUCAUCGACCUCUCUUCCUUCGACCUCGCCGCCGUCGCCCACGCCUGCCGCCACUGGGGCGCCUUCCACGUCACCAACCACGGCGUCCCGCCCUCCCUCCUGGCCGCUCUCCGCCGCGCCGCCCUCUCCUUCUUCAUCGACACCCCCAUGCCGGAAAAGCUCCGCUACGCCUGCUCCCCCGCCGCCCCCGCCUCCGAGGGAUACGGAAGCAAGAUGCUGGCCUCCACCUCCGAGUCCUCCUCCACCGCGCUGGAUUGGAGGGACUACUUCGACCACCACACGCUCCCCCUCUCGCGGCGGAACCCUCUCCGGUGGCCGGAGUUUCCCCCCGAGUACCGGGAGACGGUGGCGAGGUACAGCGAGGAGAUGAAGGGUUUGGCGCAGAAGGUGCUGGGUGUGAUUUCGGAGAGUGUUGGGUUGCGAGCUUCGCGUAUUGAAGAUGCGGUUGGGGAGUUUUAUCAGAAUGUGACGGUUAGUUAUUACCCUCCGUGUCCCGAACCGGACCUCACGCUGGGGUUGCAGUCCCAUUCGGAUAUGGGGGCCAUCACGCUUCUCAUUCAGGAUGAUGUUGGCGGGCUUCAGGUUCUCAAGGGUGACACGUGGGUCAAUGUUCAGCCCUUGCAGGAUGCUGUUCUUGUUCUCUUGGCUGAUCAAACUGAGAUUAUAACCAAUGGAAAGUACAGGAGCUGUGAGCAUAGAGCAAUUACUAAUCCUGAUAGAGCAAGGCUCUCCGUGGCGACAUUUCAUGACCCUGCUAAGACAGUCAAGAUCUCCCCUGCUUCUGAAUUGAUAAAUGAGUCAUCACCUGCUAAAUACCGGGAUGUUGUUUAUGGAGACUAUGUAUUAUCAUGGUAUACCAAGGGCCCUGAAGGAAAACGAAAUAUUGAUGCACUUGUGCUGGAUUCUUAGGUUAGAGCUUAUUUCACUCCUGGUCUCGUGGCCUGUCUUGUAUCUUGUGGGUGAAAGGAAGUAAAAUUACUUUAUCAUGCAAAACUUCUUAUAUCAUCAUACUUUUUUCAUAUGGAUCUUGGGUUACAACUCAAACUGAGAAUGACACAAAUGUGUGAAUUUGAACAAUAAAUUAUUCAAAGUAUCAUAAACAUUGAUUGUAAUUUCUCUCCACCAAUUUCAUGUUCAGGCUUUCAAGAGGUCCAUAGUUCAAAUGAGCAUGAAGAUUUUUCUUGAAAUGCUAGAGAGCAGGUAGCAUAUCUUAAUGCUGUCGAGGCAUUAA